ACUGCAAACUGAAACACACCGCAACGACUUUAUCUUGUAGGCCAUUGCAUCUGAGUCAGCUAGAUUAGGUCUUGCUGCCAAUUGCCGAUAUAUUUCUUUAUAUCACUUUGACAUUACCGACAAUGUCAGUUGAAUCCUGUGAUGACAUCAUUCCUGAAGGGCAAGAUAAUUUGGUAGAAGAUAGACAUGCUGGGUACGAAACCAUUGACGAACUCAAAUGUGCUCCUGGCACAGACAACAACGACCCUGGAUCUGUUGAGUACCACUACAUUGACGACACCAACCCAACCUCUGAUCAUCAAGCCAUUGAAGAAAACCAGUCGGAAGCCAACGACUAUGAAGACAUUGCUGGAACUAAUCCAGCCUAUGAUUACAUUCAAGCAAUAAACGAGCCACUUACGCUAACAUCUAAGUGUAUGAAGGAUGUUGUUUUUCUCGUACCCACAUUCGCCAGUGUGACACUGAGUAUCAUAGCUGGGUUCCUCACGUCCUUAAUGUUCCAUACUCUGGUCUUACCAAGAAAAAUAUCCUUGGAAGAUGGAAGGAUCACUGCUGAAGCAGGAACCACAUUUAUUGUGUUUUCUUCACUAGCAGCUGCUUCCUGUGGGCCGCUCGUGAUCAGAUUUGGCUUCCGGAAGGUUGCUCUAGCCGGAAGUGUUCUGCUCAUCUGUAUCUCUCUCUCGUCGUCAGUGACAACCACAGCCGAUAACCUAUCUAUAUUAUUCGGCAUCAUGGGAGGACUUGCUGUGGGUCAUCUCCGGACUCUGGGUGUUGUGGCUAUCGUCGACCACCUCUUCACUCACCAAACCCUAGCCCUUAUUGUCAGCCAUACUGGCUUCACCAUGGGGAACGUUUGGAGUAUUUUCGGACUUAAAAAAUAUGACUGGCACAUCGACAGGAGAGUGUUUGGGAUGAUUGCUGUAAUGGGACUGAUCGCCGGUUGUUGUCUUCAGAGGACCUCCCAGGCACAGGAAAAUGUGACCAUGCUGUUCAAACACCCACUGUUUUAUUUCCUCAUCUCGAUCACACUUGCCGCAUCUGUGGGGUUGUCAAUCCUUCAGGCAGAAAUCAUCAUCUUCGAUUAUUUUGUCUCUAUCUACGUCAGUCAGAUUCUUGUGCUGGUAGUCCUGUCUAUCAUCUGGAUCUUCCAGAAGAAGAAGCUGAAAGAGUCAUAUCUUUUCUCGAUGGGUAUAUCGGUCGUAGCUCUCGGUAUAGUUGCCAUGGUCCACCAGGAUGUCUUUUACAGUCGUGCAUCUGUAAUGGCCUCUUCCUCGUUGCUUGGAGCAGUCAUAGCGUUCACUAAAGUCAUGUUGCCGUUAGCGUUGGUGAACACUACAGGCAGAAAAACCCUGAAACUGUCUCUCCCUCUGCUGGUCUGUCUUGAUGAGAUGGGACGAGUUAUCGGCGGCUCCAUCCAGGCAAGUACUUCAUCCUCCCCAGUAAAUGCUGCCCUGUAUUGUGCUGGCGUGUCCCUGAUCAUUGCCGGAGUUGGGGCCAUCACUGCAGCCGCGGUGAUAAAACGCUGGCCUUCUCUCAGUGAUCAGGCAGAGGCAGAGGACCCUGUCCAGGACCAAGUACAGGAGACAGAGAACCAUGUGGAGGACCGUGUACAAGAGGAAGAGGACCGUGUCGAGGACUGUGCACAAGAGGCAGAGGACCGUGUCGGGGACUGUGCACAAGACGCAGAGGACCAUGUCGAGGACCGUGCACUAGAGACAGAGGACCGUGCACAAGACGCAGAGGAUCGUGUUAGGGACCGUGCACUAGAGACAGAGGACCGUGCACAAGAGGCAGAGAACCGUGUCGGGGACCGUGCACUAGAGAUAGAGGACCGUGCACAAGAGGCAGAGGACCAUGGCGGGGACCGUGCACUAGAGACAGAGGACCGUGUCGAGGACCGUGCACAAGAGGCAGAGGGACAUGUCAUGUUCAGUGUGGACGAAGCAGAGACGCCCCUAUAAAAGUAAACCAGUCUUUCUCGGGUAGAUUGUUAAACGACAGAAAUGAUUUAUAACAGCGUGUCAUUAUAACAGUAUCGGAGAUAAGAAAUUGGAACAGGUAACCUUGAAAAAUGUAAUGCGAUAAUUUCUCCUAACGUUCAUUCGCCUGUAAUAUUUUCUAUUUGGGGGUUAAUGGCUAUGGUUGUACCUAACUUUGAGAGAUUGCUCAGUAGUGUCUGAAAUGGGUUUGAACUGUAAACACAAUAAAUAUCUGGACCUUUUGUAGUACAUCCCUAGAGUAUUCUAGAUUUUCUAAUGUUGUGUAAUAAUGUACAUGUAGUCGAAAGCCGUCACAGCAUUUUGUACUGAUAAACCACCUUGAAUAACUCAACCAACGUCCCUUUGAACCACUUGCUCUCGAAGAGUGAGUGAGUGAGUAUGGAUUAACGCCGCUUUUAGUAAUAUUCCAGCAAUAUCACGUCGGGGGACACCAGAAAUGUGCUUCACACAUUGUACCCAUGUGGGGAAUCGAACCCGGGUCCUCGGCGUGACGAGCCAACGCUUUAACUACAAGGCUAUCCCCACCGCCCCUGCUCUCGAAGAAAUCCUUUUGACACAUACUAGUGGGAACUCCGUAAUGGCCUUGUACGGUAGACCUUUCUGUAUUUGAUACGUCAUCCUGAAUAAAACAUCUUUCCUUUUUAACCCAUAAUUA
This is a messenger RNA of Haliotis rubra (blacklip abalone), 2655 nucleotides long. RefSeq lists its product as uncharacterized. The transcript has 7 exons. The coding region runs from base 123 to 1961 and encodes 612 amino acids. The record is from RefSeq and is a predicted model, not a curated record. NCBI's taxonomy places the organism in Eukaryota, Metazoa, Mollusca, Gastropoda, Lepetellida, Haliotidae.